AUGACAGCGAGGGGGCACACGGUGGUCAAUGACUGUAUUAAUCUUUGGCGUCCCAGGCGCUGGAAGACACAUCUCGCGCGCCAUUACGUGUUCACUCAGCGCGACUGCUACCCUGGUGGCAUCUUCUGGAUCGACGCGAGGUCUCGCGAGUCCAUGUACAAGUGCUUCUGGGAGAUUGCGCAAGCAGCCACGCUGGUCGAAGCCAAGGUCUGCAUGUGUCGUUACUCACCCAUUCCAAUGGCCCAUGGGUUCAAUGCACAUGCAUGA
This is a messenger RNA of Penicillium bovifimosum, 267 nucleotides long. RefSeq lists its product as uncharacterized. The coding region runs from base 1 to 267 and encodes 88 amino acids. The transcript has a single exon. NCBI's taxonomy places the organism in Eukaryota, Fungi, Ascomycota, Eurotiomycetes, Eurotiales, Aspergillaceae. The record is from RefSeq and is a predicted model, not a curated record.